Perkinsus marinus ATCC 50983 is the source of this 573-nucleotide messenger RNA. RefSeq lists its product as hypothetical. The record is from RefSeq and is a predicted model, not a curated record. Lineage: Eukaryota; Perkinsozoa; Perkinsida; Perkinsidae. Bases 1 to 573 code for a protein of 190 amino acids. The transcript is spliced from 7 exons.
AUGUCGUCCGAAAGAGAGCAGCUGACACUCGAGGAGGCCCAAGCCGAGUUGGAUAAGUUAUUGCUUACGUAUGAUGAGGUUGGUGCACGCGUGCUCAAGGAACUACCGUUGUACGUGGUGGAGUUGGAGAGAGAGUUUGCUAACGUUUUUUCUCUCGAGGGAAACAUACAGCAAAUCGAGGAGGCGUUCGCGGCUAAUGAAUGCUCAGAAAUGUCUGUGCGAUCCGGGAAGGUGCACCCGGUGCUGCUGAGGAUUAAUAGGUCUAUAAUGAAGGCCGCCGAAAAGGCUAUCGAGAGGGUGACGAAGUACAUGAGAUGGUGUGAUGAUAUUCACCACGGGUGCAAAGUAUAUCACGAGACGAGAGCUGAGAUUUUACGAAGGCUGGGAGUGGGUGAGAGGGUGACGACUAAGGAGAACUACUCUGAAAAUGGCAAUAAAAUCUCGUCAUCUAAGGCUGUGAAGGUUGUGAACAAUCCGGCUCCUAUGGGGGAUUCACUAUGUCAUCUAGCCCGAUAUGAUGCCAGACACUAUUUCCAAGUGAAGAACCUCAUGAAAAGCAUCGUCAACAUGUAG